Messenger RNA from Acanthoscelides obtectus, 1940 nucleotides. The record is from the annotation of a GenBank genome assembly. Lineage: Eukaryota; Metazoa; Arthropoda; Insecta; Coleoptera; Chrysomelidae.
AUGUUGGCAGUGGCUGUGAGGGCGCUCCUGGGCUUGGGUCGGCCCUACACUGCCUCCGCCAACGGCGCCCUAUAUUCAGCUAAGCAAGUGUUCAACGAAGAAAACAUGAAAAUGACGACAGCAAAGUUUGCCAGCUUGAAACCGAUAAGAAUGCACGCUAGGCAGCCUUCAAAGAGAGCAGCUGUGCUCAUACCACUGUGUGAAGUUAAUGGAAAGGUGUCGCUUCUCUACACACUAAGGACGGUCCAUUUGAAGUCUCACAGAGGACAGGAAACUAAAAUUAUGGAUAAAAAGAAGAAACCCAGUGGUGCAUUUAAACGCAAACAACGCCAAGAAAGAGAAGAAGGUAAACAAAAAUUGCCCAAAAUUGACAAAUUUUUUAGUCACGCUUCUGGAAGUAUGUCUGGACAAAAUAUUUCUAUUGAUAGUGAAUCAAAUAAUGUGGUAACUGCAGUGUUGGUUGAGAAUCCUACUGAAGAAGAUGCAACAAUUAUUGCAGUUGAAGAUACCUCCGCUGCCGAUCAUGUGAACGUGGAUGAUGUUUGUAUGGUCAGCUUUCCUGGCGGCAUGCAAGACAUCGAAGAUAAAACUUUAGAAGAAACUGCUUUACGAGAAACAAAAGAGGAAUUAGGAAUUGAGCCUAAUCAAAUUGAUAUUUGGGGCAGUGGUAACUUGAUUGUUACUAGAACGUCGACUAGCGUGCUACCAGUUAUUGGAAGGGUUAAGGGAGUUUUGAAAUUACACAAGUUGAAAGUGAACCAAGACGAAGUAGAAGAGGUAUUUGCAGUACCACUGGAAAAUCUUUGCCAUUCGGAUUGCUUGGGUUACACGCAGUUUCGUGGUGCCUACUCCAUGCCUGUGUUCACUGGAGGACAGCAAAGGAUCUGGGGAUUGACCGCGCUGAUUACGUAUAUGCUGCUCAGUUCCUUGCUACCCCAACAAGCGUACUCGCAUAAAAUUAAGUAUGUGCCGCCUAUAAUGAACCUCAAACAGCCUCUUGUAUGAUGUACGAGUAUUUUGGUUGUACAUGAGACUUCAUCAAAUUCGCUGUUAUUGUUAUAAGAUAAACCAGAGGACCUCAAAUUAUAAGUAUUCUAACCACCUUUGCCUUCACUUUGACUUCAAGAAUGAUGAUUUCACGAAUGCAGAAUCCCUCUAGAAUUUUUACUUGUUUAAUUUGGGCUCUUAGCUUACGUACAUUUGUAGUUAUACUAAACUUAAAACAAAAAAUUUGAUUUCAUAUUCGAAUAAUUGUAAUAACAUGGUUAUAUGAGGGGUACUAUGUCUUGUAGGAGUUGGGAGUAAUUAUGUAAUAUUAUAUACAUGUACUUUGAUACGGUCUUAUUUGCAGCACUCAGUUGAUUAUAUACCUCUUUAACGAGUGGAAUAAAUCCCUCGAACGUUGGGGUGAACUUUCGGUUUGCAUAAACCUGUCUCAUUGGAUAGAAUCCCUCAAGAUCCACAUCCUGGUACAUAGGAUCAUUAUUAAGAGGAGAGGCCUUUGUUGAUUUCUUAUUGGGCUCUAAACUCUUAUCCUUCGUCUGUACUGGUUUAGCCACCGUAGCUGUGACUGUCUGUGGGGGGGCUCGAUUCUGUGAGGCUUCGGUUUGAGUUGGUGUUCGCGCACCUCCUCUACCUUGUGGGCCUCCUCGACCACCACGACCUCUGGUUCCCCUACCGCGGGUUUGGCCACCUCUCGACUGCGACGCGGGCGCUAACUGAGCUGCUCCAUCAUCCAGUGAAUCGGUUGCAUUCUUCUGUGUGCUCAUUGUUUUGUGCGUUCGCUGAACGUUAUAACACCUUAGUAAAAUAGAUAGAGAUAGAACAGACCAAGGGAUGAUAGAGGAAUGCGUCGGCAGCGGGCACUUGUUUAAAAAUCUCCUGCGACAUUCCCAGAUCGCUCAGAAUUCGGUAUCCCGAAUUACCGUACCAUCUGAAUG